This is a messenger RNA of Stylonychia lemnae, 2376 nucleotides long. NCBI's taxonomy places the organism in Eukaryota, Ciliophora, Spirotrichea, Sporadotrichida, Oxytrichidae. The record is from the annotation of a GenBank genome assembly.
AUGGGAAAAAGAGGUAUAAUAUUGAUCAUUGAAUUUGUCAUUUAGAUGGGAUUUGAUGAAAUAAGUUCAAAAUCAACUAAUAUAACUAUAAAAAAUAGUCCAUAGAAAAAGCAGUAGAAACAGUUGAAGAAUAGUCAAUCACUUGGGUUAAAUGCAGAUGAUACAAAGAGAAAAGAAUUUGAAAAGGUUCAAAGACUCAAGGAAGCCUUUGAUAAGGAACAAAAACUAAAAUCAAAAGGAGAAGCCCCACCAGGUCCAGAAAGUUAUAAAAUUAAAUAUGACUUUGUUGAGAAAAAAAGCACUGGAUUCUCUUUCAGUAAGUAGAAAAGGGAAGUAGAUUCAAAACUUACAAUAAAGGAUAACAAAAUCUAGAAAACUGAUGAUAGAUUUAUGCUUUACCCAAAUAUAGAUGCAGUUAGAUCUAAUCAUCAUGCUAGUAAAACUAUCAUUAAAAAACCUAAUCCAAAACCUUCUGAACUCUUACCAAAAUUUUCACCUUCAAAAGAAUCUGAUAGAUUGUCAGAAGUCAGUACUUAAGCUUCAGAAGCAGCCUACUUAUAGAAAAAGCAAAAGCAAGGAAUCAGUAUUGCUCCUAUUCCUUUAUCAAAGUUAUCUGAUUUUGAACUAGAGAGAUACUUAAGGUUUAUGCUAAGAAAAAACCCUCAUUUAGUUAAACAGAGGUAGAUUUAUCACAAUCCAUCUUUCGCAGCAGUUGAGAAAAGAGUUCCAGGACCGAAGAUUGUUAGCAAAAAGAAUUAAUCAGUUUUAGCUAUUGAAAGAGCCCUAGAGGAGAGAAGACGACCAAACGUCUACACCUAUAGUCCAGAUGAUAGAAAAGUUAAAUCAAAACUUCCUUUAUACACAUUUCCUAAAUCUAAAAAAGGUGAGAGAACUCCUUCUCCUGAUAGAAGAAAAGCACUUAUUAUUGAUGAAAGCUAGAUUAGAAAUAGAGUGCCAUAGAUUGCAAUUUUACCUGAACAUAACAUCAGAGAUUCAGAGCUUCUUAAAGAGUAUGAGAAAACUAGAUUAGGACCAACAUCAUACAAAGUCUCUUACAACCUUACAGAAAGGAGACCAGAUUUUGGUAUCGUUAAAAUAAAACAACCUAUUAAUCCAAUAAAUGAGGAAGAAGAGGAAGAUGAUAGACCUUUACUUUAUCCAAAGUACGAUUUAGUCUAACCAAAUAAGCUUGUUUUCAAAUACUAUGAGCCAUUAUAAGAUUUAAGACCAGAGCAUACUCCUGAGAAAGAAAUGCAUCCCCCUAGAUGGAAAUUUUACGAUUACGAUCUAGAUGCUGUUAGAGAGUAAGUUGCAAAGGAUAUUGCAUUUGCUAGAAAUAUGAGUCCAGAGAAAUUUAAGUAGAAGGAAGAAUUUCAUGAUAUUCUUGUUGAACAUCUUUAAAGAUUAGAAAAAAGACCAGCAGUUGGUUAGUACGACCCUGACAGACCUGAAACUAAAUUUCCAAUCGAUUUCUCUAAAGCUUAAGGAAGAGAGAUAUACAUUGAUCCAGAGCAUUUGAAAGAGAUGGAUAUAGAAGGGGAUGUACUUAUUCUUGAUCCAGAUAAGAUAAGAAAAAGAGUGCCGGGAGUAGACUUCGAAAAGUAAAUUCCAAGAGAAGCUGAAAAGUAUGAAUCAGAAGAUAUAAAUAUGCACUAAGAACUUAUAUUAGAACCAAACAUUGAUGUAAUCAGAAAAAGGAAAUAAUUCCUUGUUGUUGAUUUUGAUAAAUAAGUUGGUAGAGAAGAGAGGAAACACAUAGAUGAUGAUGAGUACUAUGUUAAUAAUUUGAGUUAUGGAGAAAUAAGGCCAAAUGAUCCUGCUGAUAAAAAAGUUGUAGCUUAUGAUUUUGGUAAAAAAGAAGAGAGAUUUAAAAUAGAUAUGAGAAGGGAAUUAGGUUUAGAGCCAGAUGAAGUUAUAAUUGAGCCCUAGCUAUUAGAUAAAAAAGUAAAGGGAAAUGUAAAUAUGGAUAAGGAUAAAGUCGAAAGAUUUCCAGACAAAGUUAGCAAAGAUCCAUUUUAUAACGAUUAACCAUUGACAGAGCUGAAUAUUGAUAUAGACAAAGCUAUUUAAGCAACAAAGCCAAACAUACCAGUAGUUGAUUUCAAACGAUAUGAAAAGGUGAAAGAAAAAGAGCAUCAAGAUUUGAAGUAUAUUAGAGAGAUGAUAGAAGAAAUAAAAUAGAAAGAUUAAUAAACAAAAAAGGAAUAGAAAGAAAAAUUCAAAGUUGAUAAGAUUUUCCCUUAGAAUGGCAAAAAGCCUGCUGUCAAGAAAGGAGUUAAAGGUGUUGUAAAAGUAUCUCAAGGAAAAACUAAAAAAUCAGCGUUGGAUGCUGAUGCUGAGAUUGAUAAAUAUCUCAAAGAAUUAGGUCUUGAUUGA